Molecule: messenger RNA, 1356 nt
Organism: Lodderomyces orthopsilosis Co 90-125
Lineage: Eukaryota; Fungi; Ascomycota; Pichiomycetes; Serinales; Debaryomycetaceae
Gene: MST1
Product: threonine--tRNA ligase
Exons: 1
Coding region: 1-1356 (451 amino acids)
Biological process (GO): mitochondrial threonyl-tRNA aminoacylation
Cellular component (GO): cytoplasm
Molecular function (GO): ATP binding; threonine-tRNA ligase activity
Source: RefSeq, a predicted model, not a curated record
AUGAUAAUUAGGAACAUUGGCAUAAGGCGAUGCACUCGCAGACUCCUAUCAACUAAGGUCAAAGAGGGUUCGUCCACAAAUACCAGCCAUGCUAUCUCAAAUAGGCAACUACUCUACACAACAGACGCAGCUUCACCUGGAUCGGUGUUUUUCUUACCACAUGGAACAAGAAUACUAAACAAGCUUAUUCAAUUUAUGAAGAAUCAGCAAAUAAGGUAUGGAUUUCAAGAGGUUGUCACUCCUUUGAUAUUCAAGACAAAAUUGUGGAAGAAAUCGGGACAUUGGGAUAAUUACAAAGAUGACAUGUUUAAGGUCGUUGGGUUUGAUAUGUCGAAAGAAGAGAUUCCUGAAGGUUCCAUAGAGGAGCACGAAUAUGGGUUGAAGCCAAUGAACUGUCCGAGCCACUGCAUGAUCUUUGCAAAAUUUGAUCGUAGUUAUAAUGAGUUGCCGAUAAGAUAUUCAGAUUUCAGCUCAUUGCAUAGGAAUGAGGCAAGUGGUGCGUUAAGUGGAUUGACAAGAGUGCGUAGGUUCCACCAAGAUGACGGUCAUAUAUUCUGCAGUGUUAGCCACAUUGAUCAGGAGAUUAAAAACACAUUAGAUUUGAUCAAAGAUACUUAUGCCGUGUUUGGAAUUAAUGAAAUUGAAUAUUACUUGUCAACACGACCAGAUAAAUUCAUGGGCGACAUUGAAACCUGGGAUCAAGCUGAAUCGCAGUUGAAGAAAGUGUUGGAUGAAGGCACCGGGAAAGGAAGCUGGGAAAUUAGAGAAGGUGAUGGUGCAUUCUACGGCCCCAAAAUUGAUGUACUCUUGACGGACGCAUUUAACAAAAAGCAUCAAGUCGGGACAAUCCAAUUGGACUUUCAAUUACCAAAAAGAUUUGACUUGAAAUACGCUGCCGAGGAUGGAUCGAGAGAUAACCAGCCUAUUUUGGUACAUAGGGCUGUAUUUGGAUCUUUAGAAAGAUUCUUUGCCAUUUUGUUGGAUCAUUAUCAAGGAAAGUGGCCAUUCUGGAUAAAUCCAAGACAGGCUGUGAUAAUACCUAUAAACGAUUCGCAUGUCGAAAAGGCAGAAGAAUUGCAACGCAAGUUAUGCGGGGAUAUAAUAAACUCCCAAGACCUGAUCUCCCCCUUGACUGGGUUUAAUUUUCAUGUUGACAUGGAUAAAAGGGCUGCAACAGUGGGACACAGAACUAAGGAAGCAAUUAAAAGUGGUUACUCCUACAUCAUAUUGAUUGGAGACAGAGACAUUGCCAAUGGCACCUUUUCGAUAAGAUCUAGAGAUGAUCGAAAAGUUUCAAACUUGACAAGUGACGAAAUUUAUCAAAAGUUCAUAGACUUGGAAAAGAAAUAUCAAUAG